Messenger RNA from Schistocerca americana (American grasshopper), 5078 nucleotides. RefSeq names its product protein ECT2 (gene pbl). The transcript is spliced from 20 exons. Gene Ontology annotation, cellular component: nucleus; cell cortex. The record is from RefSeq and is a predicted model, not a curated record. Gene Ontology annotation, molecular function: GTPase activator activity; guanyl-nucleotide exchange factor activity. Gene Ontology annotation, biological process: nervous system development; intracellular signal transduction; activation of GTPase activity. NCBI's taxonomy places the organism in Eukaryota, Metazoa, Arthropoda, Insecta, Orthoptera, Acrididae. Bases 239 to 3649 code for a protein of 1136 amino acids.
CAAUCAUGGAAGCGAAGUAUUUGAAUGGCACUGGAGUUUUGAGUUUGUUGUAAAUGCGUGUGUGUGUGUGCGCGGAAAAAAAAACAAAAAGCAUUGGAAUCAUCUUUUGACUUUAGAUCUAUGUGUACAACAUUUGUGACGAUGAGACGUAUAGUUUACAUCAAGUUAAGGAAUUCAAUGCAUCAAAAGUUUUUUGAAAGAAUAGGCAUUUUGAAGAUUGGCGUGCUGUUUUAACAAGAUGGACGAGGCAGCCGUUUGUUUGGCCGACGUGAAUUUUAGAGAUCCUCUGACUGUCUGUACCAGAAUCUGCUUAGUAGGAGAUGUGAGAAAGGAUUCCAAGACAACUGUUGCAGCAGAGAAAUUUGGCAUCCCUGUUGUGGAAUCAGAUAGUGGUAGUGAGUUCCUAAAUGAUGGAACGUGUGACACAGUUUUCAUUACAAAUGAUUUCUCUGGGUCUGCGUUUGAAGCUAUUCAUCGAUCCGAACAGAGGAUUAUGGGACCUACUGCACUACAAGAGUGUGCUGAGAAAGGUGAUACAUUACCGCACAAUACAAGACCUCUCUAUUGUCACGCAAUGGCCGGCCUAGUCGUAUGUUUUACAGGCUUCAGAAAAAAGGAUGAACUGAACAGAAUGAUAACAUUAAUUCACAAUAUGGGAGGAAGCAUAAGAAAAGAUAUGGUUGCUAAAGUGACACACCUAAUAGCUAAUAAUUGUGGAGGAGAGAAGUAUCGUUAUGCUGUAACUUUCAGGGUCCCAAUCAUGUCUGAUACAUGGGUCUACAAAUGCUGGGAACAGAGGGAUAAUGUAGGAUUUUCUGCAGUAUCCGAUGAAAUGAUGUGCCAUAAGAUGAAACCAUUUGUGGGCGCUCGUGUUUGUUUUUAUGGGUUUCCAGAUGAAGAAAGACAGCACAUGACAGAGAUAUUACUACAAAAUGGUGGUGAAGUAACCGAUGUGGAAGAUGGAACAAGCACUCAUGUUGUUGUUGACGGGGCUGAAAAAUACUAUCUUCUGAAGCAUAGGAUGGUGAUCAGUAAAAGAUGGUCUCUGUCUCCAACCAGCAGCACUGCUACUACUAAUCUUAACACUAAAGUUACAAGGUUGUCUAACAAUACGCCCACUGACCUUGCUCCACAGCAAUUAACAUCACCCAGAUGUUCAACACCUUACUGUCAUUGUGGACGAAGUAUGGAAAACAACUCCGGGUUCUCUAGUUUAUGUGUAAAAGACAGAAGCAUAUCACCAGCCUCUAAUGGAAUAAACAGAUGCCUGUCUUUUGGUGAAAGUGUACUACAUAAAUGUGACAUGGUUGACAUUGAAAAUGUCAUGAAUGAAAGCUGUGUCACUCUAAUAAAUGAUUCCGAUUCAGGAGAACGCCAUGUUUUCAAGCAAAUAACAAAUUCAGUUCCUAAAGUUAGGACAAACAGUCUCAUGGAACAUUCUGUUCAGAGUGCACAACACAGGAAAUGCAUUCCAAAGCGCUCUGCUUCAUCGCUUGGAACAGAAUUAUCUGUUGAAGACUAUUUUGUGCCUGACAAAAUGCCAAAAUUUGAUAUUGAGACAGGAAAAGCUAGGGAGUCAGUACAUGAAGAAUCUGCCUGCAAAUCAGCAAUGAAUACAUCUUUUGGACCUUACAAGACAUUAUUUAUGGAAGUAAUUUCGGAUUCAGACAGAGGCAGAAGCCCGCAGUUUUCCUCUCCCACAAUAACAGCAGUGUGCAAACCAACAGUGAAGUCAUGUGGAUACCCACGUGUAGCUGAAGAGGAUGUAUUAACUGAACUGGUUGUGGAUGAAUCAAAUGUACAAAGCGUUCCUGACCUGACCAUUAAUGCUCCAAUUGUCAAAGCAGAAUGGUUUUGGAAGUCUGUACAAAAUGAAGCACAAGCAGAUGAGAAGGAACAUCUGUUUGAAGACUACUUAGAAACAGCUCAGAGUCCAGCAAGCUGGCGUACCUCGCAGGAUACUCCAUCUUCUACAGCUUCUGUUCGUGCAAGGAAGCGGAAACGCUUAAGAGAUGUGGCAUCACGCCUACUGCAACAAAAUGAAUCUCCAGCCAUUCACAAAAGGAGAUCAUCAGUCAGUGAUGCGGGUCUACUCAGUAUGAGUGGAUCAUUCCUUGACUCAUGUUCUGCAACACCUGACAAACAAGAUGAAGUUGAAGCUGUGCUUAGUGAGACACCAAGAAAAAAUUUAAGCCCUCGUCAACAAGUAUUCUUCGAGCUUCUGCAGACAGAGUCAAACUAUGUGGGAAUCCUUGACACUAUCAUGACGCUGUUCAAGAGCCCAUUGGAGGAUGUAUCGGAACAGGGUGGUGCGCUGUUGAAUAACACUGAAUUAAAAAUAAUUUUUGGAAAUCUUCCUCCUAUCUAUGAAGUUCACAAACAAAUGUUGGAAGAACUACGCUCAGCUGCAGCCAGUUGGAAAGAGGAAAUCAGCAUUGGAAAAAUAUUUCUGAAAUACGUACCAGAUCUAGUCAAAGCAUAUCCGCCAUUCGUAAACUUCUUCGAGAACACCAAAGAAAUGCUGGUAAUGUGUGAUCAAACAAAACCACGUUUCCAUGCAUUUCUGAAGAUAUGUCAAACAAAGCCAGAAUGUGGCCGCCAAAGUCUUCAGGAAUUGUUAAUACGACCAGUACAGAGGCUCCCGAGCAUCAGUCUGCUUCUGAACGAUAUUUUGAAGCACACUUCAAAAAGCAAUCCAGAUCAUGCUGCUCUUGAAAAAGCAAUUGCAAGUAUUAGAGAGGUAAUGACGCACAUCAAUGAAGAUAAACGCAAGACUGAGGGUCAGCUCGUUAUGUUUGAUAUUUUUAAUGACAUUGACAAUUGUCCACCCCAUUUGGUUUCAUCACAUCGAAGUUUUAUUGUUCGCUGUGAUGUAAUGGAGCUCAGUGAUGGUCUUAGUGGAAGAGGAGAUAAUUUGGUUUUCUUUCUUUUCUCCGAUACUAUGGAGGUAUGUAAGAAGCGAUCAAAGACAUUUAAUUCUCUGAAGAGUCCAAACACAAGCAAUUUGCAUUCAGCAAAAAUGAGUUCAGUGAAACCUUUCAAACAUGUGAGAUUGAUGCCCCUAACACACAUAAAAAGGGUGAUUGAUAUUCGUGAGACUGAUGAAUGCCACAAUGUGUUUGCAUUGAUGUGUCGUAGUAAUCAGGAGUUAAAGGACAAGUUAUACUCAUUCACUAUUGCUGACGAAGAAACGGAGAAGCUGGGCUUCCUACGUACUCUUUGUCGACAAAUGGCUAAUACAGUGUGUAAAACUGAUGCUGAAAAUUUCUUGAUGUCAUUGGACUCUCAUCAGCUGGACAUAGAUACAAGUGAUGUUGCACUUGGCACUCUCAGCAAGGCCUUCAAUUCCUGGUAUGACAGGUUUGCAUCAAGGACACGAAUGAAGGUGGGAAGGGCAUUUAGCUUUAACAAGACGCCAAGCAAGCUGAAGCGGGCUGUAUCUACCAUGAUGAGUCCAUUUGGCAGCACAACCAACUUGACACCAGCAUCUCAACUUGCACAGAUGAGGCUUGCCAGCUGUAAUAAUCUCAAUGAGCUGGGUUCAUCACCCUCGAAAGAGGAAACGACCCUUGUUGCACCGCUAUCUGUUCAGCCAACAAGAAAAAAUAAAUCAUCGUCAUUAAAUAUGUCUUCAUUAAGGAGAUUAUAACAGAAACUACGGGGGAGCAUAGGAAGGCGCAAUAAACUCUCGCAGCGUGGACGCUGCUCUUGGGUUGAGAACCAAGUUGCAGAUGGUGAUGGGGAUGUGCAGUUAUAGUGCAGCACAAUAAAAAUUCCUGAAGGUUCACUCGUACGUGCUGGAGUGAAAACAUAAUAGAAGCCUUGUAGUUUUACAAGUUCUUGUCUCUGUACCUGCAUUGCAACUGUCCUAUGCUCUUCCGUGUAUUCUUUUUAUGUUUGUGAUUCGUAUUUGAAAUAUUUAUAAGUCACUUUAUACCUGAAAGUCUAAAUAAGACAAAUACUGAAGCUGCACUGCACACAGUGCUGAGUUGAGUAAAUUUGAAUUUCAGAAGAAACUCAUUUAUACAGUACAAGUGAUUCAAGUAAAACACUUUACGCUUAGUAAACACCAGAUAUUUCUGCAAUGAAUGGCAUAAUAAUUUAUUAAUAAUGCUGCGUAUCCUAUGUCCACUAAUUUUAAAAAUUGAUUUGCUAAUUGUAUUAUACAUUGUUCACUAUCAGUUUAUAUUUAAUACCAGAGACAACGAAAUUUUACCUUUCAAUGGUUCGUACGUAACAGAAAUUAGGUGUACGUUGAGUUGAUCAAAUUUCUCGUUUUUAAUGUAGUCAUAAAUUUUUAUGAUAUUUAUUGCUAAACAAUCAAAAGAGAAUGGAAUUUCGAGUGUUCCUCAUGCUACUUCUCAUUUUUCGUAUUUCUUCAUUAUAUCAGUUCAUAUGUAGUGCUAAUGCUUCACUAAUAUCUGUGACCAUUCGUUCCACCCCGUACUGGAACAGCAGACUGAGAUGUCAGGAUAGCUUCGGUAUCUGUUAAUAGUUGACUGUUGUGCGUUGCUGUUUUCAGUACAAUGUCUGUGGAUGUCUUUGUACUUUCGAAUGUACAUGUUGUGAGACACAGAAGUCGAAUGUUUAUAUUUAAUGCAUUUUUGCAUUUCUGUGCCAGUAAUAUUUUGAAAUAUUUAGCAAGAAACAGCAUAGAUGUUUGAUACAAAUGUGCUCUUAAUGUAUAGAUAUGUAAAAAAAUGUAUAAAUUUUUUUGAUGUUAUAGAUUUUAUAUGUUAAACAAGUCUGUAAUUUGUGCUUUUUCUUCCUCUAUUAGGCGGCAUUUUUGAAAGCCUAAAGUGCUUACUGUACAUGGCACUUGUAAAUAUGUUCCGCCAAGCAUUUUCACAGGCUGGUACUGUCUUGAUGAUCUGUUUGAAACUAAUCUCUGUAACGAUCUAAUGUGAUCUUAAAUACUGGUGUAAGUCUUCAUAGUCUGUCCUGCAGCAUGUAAUAUACACUCUGUUUUGGUUGUGAUAGUUACACUGGACCAUCGUGCCAUGUACAUGGAAGGACCCCCCCCCCCUCCCCCCCAAACAUGUUUAUAUUGGUACAAAAAACUGUAUACCAGUGAAGUG